AUGGACGCCGACCCCUCGUCCUCGCCGCUGCGCGUCGUGGUCGUCCCGUGGCUCGCGUUCGGCCACCUGCUCCCGUACCUGGAGCUCUCCGAGCGGCUCGCCGAGCGGGGCCACAGCGUGACCUACGUCUCCACGCCGCGCAACCUCGCCCGCCUCCCGCCGGUGCGCCCCGCCGCCGCGCCGCGCGUGGACCUCGUCGCCCUCCCGCUGCCGCGCGUCGACGGCCUCCCCGACGGCGCCGAGUCCACCAACGACAUCUCCUACGGCGAGCGUAAGUUCCACUGGAAGGCCUUCGACGGCCUCGCCGCGCCCUUCGCGGAGUUCCUGGCCGCCGCGUGCGCCCACGAGGCCACCAGGCCUCACUGGAUCAUCGCCGACUGCUUCCAUCACUGGACCGCCUCCGCCGCCCUCGAUCACAAGGUACCAUUGGCGAUGCUUCAGCCGACCGCUGCUUCGAUCGCCGCUGCGCCACGCCCGCCGUCGGUGCACCCGGACCCCGAUGCUUCCGUGGCUGAACAGCCAGCCGCGGCCGCGCGCGCUGUGCCCCGUUACGAGCGGGAGGGGCACGCAGUGUUUAUCACUGGCCAUGGCGCGUCGUCGGGUGGCAUGUCCGGCAUCCAGCGCUUUAUCUUGACAAAAGACAGGUGCACGGUCGCGGCCAUGCGGAGCUGCAUCGAGUGGGAACCCGAGACAUUCCCUCUGGCGGAGACGGUCCUCGGCAAGCCGGUCAUUCCCCUCGGCCUUCUGCCUCCGUCAGCCGACGGAGCCCGCCGUGCCGCCGCCCAAGGAGCAGAGCACGCCACCGUGCAGUGGCUGGACGCGCAACCGCCCGACUCCGUUAUAUACGUCGCACUAGGAAGCGAGGUGCCGCUGCGCGUGGAGCAGGUGCACGAGAUGGCGUUCGGGCUAGAGCUCGCCGGGACGCGCUUCCUCUGGGCCUUGAGAAAGCCCAGCGGCGCCGCCGACGACGACAGCGCCGACAUGCUCCCUCCCGGUUUCGAGGACAGCACCAGCGGCCGCGGGCUGGUGACCACGGGGUGGGUUCCCCAGAUGAGCAUCCUGGCGCACGCGGCCGUGGGCGGGUUCCUGACGCACUGCGGCCGGAACUCGCUGGUCGAGAGCCUCCUGUUCGGGCACCCUCUGGUCAUGCUGCCCAUCUACGGCGACCAAGGGCCGAACGCGCGGCAGAUGGAGGCGAAGCUGGUGGGGCUGCAGGUGGCGAGGAACGAGGACGACGGGUCGUUCGACCGCCAUGGCGUCUCGAGCGCCGUCCGGGCCGUCAUGGUUGACGAAGAGGCCAGGAGGGGCUUCGUGGCAGGUGCGGCGAAGAUGCAGGCGGUCGUAGCCGAUACGGAUCUCCACGGUAGGUACAUCGACGAAUUUGUCGAGCACCUCAGAUCUUACGCCGCAGCAAGUGCAAACGCUGCAAACUGA
Molecule: messenger RNA, 1434 nt
Organism: Triticum turgidum subsp. durum (durum wheat)
Lineage: Eukaryota; Viridiplantae; Streptophyta; Magnoliopsida; Poales; Poaceae
Source: the annotation of a GenBank genome assembly